GCGCUUUUGUCUCUCUCUCUCUCUCUUUCUCUUUUUCUCUCUUUCUUUUCUUUUAUUUUUUGUCGGAAUCUGGGCCAGUCGGAACUCGCCCCCCCCUGCAGACCGUAUGUGUGCCAGCUGCGUGAUAACGCAGCGCUGAGUUUCUGCAGCUGAUCGAGGGGCGACCGCAUGCAUGACGUGUUUUGUUUCCUCUCUUUCUGCCUUCCCCGGUCAGUGACGCAUUUGACUUCAUGAGGUGAGUCAGAGCUGCGGAGCUGAAAUUUCGGAGGCAGUGGGGGGGACAUUGAAUCCGUCGCUGUAUCUGAACUGACGACUCAGGCGGACAACACCGACCGUAACACGACCUGGUGCCCCUCGAUCAAAGACUGAACACAAACCAGACACAGACUGAAAACCAUGACGGCCAUCAACGCACCUCAGGACAGAUACCACGCAGUAUGGAUUAUUUUCUUCAUCCUGGGCCUGGGAACUCUUUUACCGUGGAAUUUCUUCAUGACAGCAACAAUGUACUUCACAAGCCGACUGAAAGAUCCAAUGACCGAACACAGCAAUGUGACUUCAGAACGCAACAUGCUGGAGUCAAAGUUCAACAACGUCAUGACGCUGUGCGCCAUGGUGCCUCUGCUCAUUUUCACCUGCCUCAACUCCUUCAUACACCAAAGAAUCCCUCAGAAGCUGCGCAUCUCGGGCAGCUUGGCGGUCAUCUUCCUCGUUUUCAUGGUGACGGCUAUAAUGGUCAAAGUGGAGAUAGAGCCUGUUCCCUUCUUCACCCUCACUAUGAUUAAGAUUGUCUGCAUCAACUCGUUCGGCGCCGUUCUUCAGGGCAGUCUGUUUGGACUCGCAGGGAUCCUGCCCGCCUCCUACACCACUCCCAUCAUGAGUGGACAGGGCUUGGCUGGCACCUUCGCUGCCUUCUCCAUGAUCUGCGCUCUGGCCAGCGGAUCACAGCUGAAGGACAGCGCUUUUGGCUACUUCGUCACAGCCUGCGUUGUCAUUCUCCUGGCCAUCACAUCCUACUUCAUGCUGCCCAAGAUGGAGUUCUUCCAGUAUUACAUGGAGAGUAAUAGAUCAGCACCGUCUGCUGACGAGGAAAACAAGAUGGACUUACUGAGGAAAGAAAAUCAGGACGAGAAGCAACCGGGGACGGAGCUGAUGGAGGAGGAAACCAGCGGCGGCACGUCUGUGUUCAACAUCUUCAAACAGGUCUGGGUGAUGGCUCUGUCCGUGUGCUUCAUCUUCACCGUCACUAUAGGAACUUUCCCGUCGGUGACCGCUGACGUCAAGUCAUCAGUGGCUGUAAAGAACAGCAGCGGCUGGGGCAAGUACUUCAUCCCCGUGUCGUGUUUCCUCCUCUUCAACGUGAUGGACUGGGUCGGCAGGAGCCUGACGGCCGUCUGCAUGUGGCCGGGUAAGGACAGCAUCUGGCUUCCUGUCCUGUGUGGCGUCAGAGUCGUCUUCAUCCCGCUCUUCAUGCUAUGCAACGUCGAUCCUCGCGUCAACCUCCCCGUGGUUUUCCGUCACGACGCCUGGUACAUCGCCUUCAUGAUACUCUUCUCCUUCUCCAACGGAUACCUGGCCAGCCUCUGCAUGUGCUUCGGACCCAAGAAGGUACCGCAGCAUCAGGCGGAGACAGCAGGCGCCAUCAUGGCCUUCUUCCUGUCCCUCGGCUUGGCGCUGGGCGCUGGGGUCUCCUUUGGUAUCCGGGUCGUGAUCUAAGCCCCGAGUUUGUGUUGUAAAUAAGACCGCUUCACCCUCGUCACCUCCACCCGACAUGAGUCUGUCGGGGGUGGAGCAGAAGCCAGGGAGGACUGAAAACCCUCGGUCCUUCAGUGUUCAGCAGGAACUCAUCCUGCCUAAAGCUAAAAUGUGUUAAUUUAAUGUUUUUAUUUUCUACUCCAGAUUCAGGAAAUGUGUUUACUUUAAACCAAAUGUUUUAGAUGUUACAGACAACUGUUGAAGCAGCAAUAAUGCUUUUAUAAAACUUUAUUGUCCGUCUUGAUCAGUUUUCAGAUAUGACACAAACCUCGUUAAGAUGCGUUCAGAGGACAUCUGGUCACAGCUGCGGCUCCUCGACACGCCAGUAUUUAUAACCAGUAGGUACGAUUGAUAAGCUGUGAUCAUUAAUCCGAUGUUAGUUAUGACAGAUGUCAAAGUGCCACUCGUUGCUGCACUGCAGGCUCAUGUGAAGAAACCAAAUACACAAAAAGAGAGGGGAGCACAAUGGACUGAAGGGACGCUCCCUUCUGACAAACCACAAUAACAGAAACAGCAAAGAUUCAUUUCAUCCUGGAGAUUGUUUUUCUCUGGAAGCAGUUUUAGAUCUGGAUCUAGUUUUAGAUCAGAUGACAUUUUGACUUGAAUGAUAAGUAUUGCCUGUUCAGAUUUUAAGGCCCACAUCUCAUGUCAUUUGUUUUGUUUUGUUACACCAAGCAUGUGUUUUUGAAAAUAUGAACAACUGCAACAUAACGUGCAGCUUAGAUUAAUUUGAAAAGCGAUUAAAUCAGGAAGAGUGCCAUUUUUUAUGCUUCUUUUAAAAUUAGGUUUUUAUACAAGCAAUAGUUUAUAACGUCUUCCAAGCUCUCACUUCACAAACACAGUAUAUGUAUUUUUGUUUGUUUACAUUUAUUAGCGUUUUUUUGUGUUCAGUAUUGACCAGCUGUAGAAAACCUAGUUGUACACAUCUUAACCAACAAAUGCUUUAAAAGCACUCUCGGUGUUAUGAGCUUCUCUACUGUGUUUAAUGGAAGAAUAAAUCUUUUUUUAAAAAACA
Poeciliopsis prolifica (blackstripe livebearer) is the source of this 2770-nucleotide messenger RNA. Its product is annotated as equilibrative nucleoside transporter 1-like. Gene Ontology annotation, molecular function: nucleoside transmembrane transporter activity. Gene Ontology annotation, cellular component: plasma membrane. The coding region runs from base 397 to 1716 and encodes 439 amino acids. Lineage: Eukaryota; Metazoa; Chordata; Actinopteri; Cyprinodontiformes; Poeciliidae. Gene Ontology annotation, biological process: nucleoside transmembrane transport; uridine transmembrane transport. The record is from RefSeq and is a predicted model, not a curated record. The transcript has 14 exons.